Messenger RNA from Sclerotinia sclerotiorum 1980 UF-70, 414 nucleotides. RefSeq lists its product with no specific name. The coding region runs from base 1 to 414 and encodes 137 amino acids. The transcript has a single exon. The record is from RefSeq and is a predicted model, not a curated record. Lineage: Eukaryota; Fungi; Ascomycota; Leotiomycetes; Helotiales; Sclerotiniaceae.
AUGCCACAAAACAGCUAUGACGAAUCUCGCAUGGAUAAAAGAGGAAAGUUCAGGAAGUUGGUAACGGAAUUACGUGGCUCCGAGAAACUAGUUGCGCAGCAUUUCGACGACGCAGGUAUUCAUUAUCGCCCAGUCGACUUGAAGUGUAGUCGAUUCGGCUUUUGCAAGCAGUGUUUGAACGCAACAGAGGAUGUUGCUAUUGGGGAGGAUAUGGAAGCCAACCUACAAAUUUGGGCUAAGCCAAAGCAUUUACGUAAAAAGCUUCAAAACCGUGAAGGCUACCGGUUAGGAAAUAAAUGCAAGUCGUCAUGCUAUCUAACGUGGGGGGCUCCUUACCAAACUCCUCAGGCCGUUCGACUGCUAUUGUAUGGCGUGGAGUUCCUGGCCAUACCAUUCAUUGUGUGCCUGAUAUGA